Spodoptera littoralis (African cotton leafworm) is the source of this 1281-nucleotide messenger RNA. The record is from the annotation of a GenBank genome assembly. Lineage: Eukaryota; Metazoa; Arthropoda; Insecta; Lepidoptera; Noctuidae.
AUGUAUGCAGAGCAAAUGGAAGAUGCUGAAACUUCGAGUCAAGUCGCCGGCGAUGUGAUAGGCAACACAGCAUACAGCGAGCGAUUUGUUCUAAAAAUUUUACUUAAAUUCGCUAAUUUGGAUACAUUAAAAGAUGAAAUAGAAAAACAAUCAUUUAUAGAUGAUAUUUGCGUACUGUGGGACAUGACUACCGAGAAGGACGUUGUGUUAUUUCUGCAGAAACACGAAGUUUUAAAACUGAUCAAUUUCGCUCUACCCGUUAUUGAACCCUCAAGAAUUAUUGAUGUUAUUAUCGGCAUCAUUGGAAAUAUGUGCUGCCAGAAGGAAGUUGUAAAUGUUUUGAUGAAGAUGGAAGGUUUAUUAUCUAUGCUUAUGUGUCAUAUAAACUCAGACGAGAGUCUAGUAUUAAUUCAAUUGCUAAGGUUAGUGAGCAGUUGCUUGUUUUUAGCGAACGACGAGGAAAUCGAAACUUGGAUGAAUCUGUUCGAUACUGUCGAUUAUUCUGCCGCUUUAUACUUUAUUCUAAAAAAUUCAUCACACUUAGACCUAAUAUACACAGCCUUAGAGAAUUUAAAUAGUGUGUGUUCAUAUUGUAAUACUGGAAAGUUUCGCACAAAAUUCUAUUCACUCUUUGUCGUACCAAAUGCCUUAGACUGUUUGACUGCGGCCUUUACUGAGAUUGCAGUGAAUAGGAAAGAAACAUGUUGUAACAUCAGAUUAGAAAGAGUUCAUAUUAUAAGUCUCCAGAUAGUACUAAACUUUGUUGAAUUUACGAAUGCAUGCGAAAUAUAUGAGGGUAGUAAAGAAAAUGUCAUCACUCUUAUAAAUGUAAUACUAAAAUAUUAUGAAGAGAAAUUUAUUGUUAAAAAAGAAAUAGAUUCAGAUUUAAUUGAUAUUCUAAUGUCAACGAGCACAAUUGUAAUGGAAUUAAAAUUGAUUGGGUUACCGGAGGAUUAUUUUAAACCAAGUUACAAUAUGUGGAAAGCAACAUCGUCUAUUUUACAUACUGAUAAGGAUGGCUCAUCUUUUGAAGAAAGUGAUAAAGAGGAAUUAGUAGAUUUUGUAGACAAAGUGAAGUAUCCUUUAGCCUUGAUAAUAUGUUAUUAUAUAGGGAAUAUCAAAGCUGAUAAUUUUCAACUAGACAUAGAUAGGGUAGAGGAACUGUAUGACGAAAUGAAAAUAUGGGUAGAUAAUGGACCCGUAGAAACCGACAUGUCAAUGUCUCAAAGAGUAAAAAACUAUGGCAAUCCCAAAAACUAUAGAAGUCGUCCGAGGAAUUAA